Clupea harengus (Atlantic herring) is the source of this 3824-nucleotide messenger RNA. RefSeq names its product ras homolog family member Ua (gene rhoua). Gene Ontology annotation, biological process: small GTPase-mediated signal transduction. Gene Ontology annotation, molecular function: GTP binding; GTPase activity. The record is from RefSeq and is a predicted model, not a curated record. NCBI's taxonomy places the organism in Eukaryota, Metazoa, Chordata, Actinopteri, Clupeiformes, Clupeidae.
UCUCCACACACAAUGAUGUCAUGCUGUUUGGUAUAGUAGAUCGCUGAGGCUGGAGUGGGGGACUGGGACAAGAGAACUAGAGCAGUCACUCCUCACGACCAAGAGAGGGCUGAACCAAAUGCCACCCUCACUUCAUGACUUAGCCAAUGUUCUUGGAAGAAGGAUAUUUUUUCACGUUAAAAUGGAUGAGUAAAGUUUCACUUGCAAAAGUAAUUUGUUUGUUCCUCGCCAUGGAGAGUCAACAUAAAGUGGAGCCUGGUACGUAAAUGAACUGAAACGGUCACUUGUGUGAUGUGGGGCAAGUAAACCAAUGGAUUGGCGAAACUGGGAUUGACUCCUGGGUGCUCGGUUCCUCACAGACAUGCCUCCGCAGGCUGUUGGAGAAUACAAACCCGUAACAGUGUCGGUUGUUCCGCCAGUGCCCCCGCGGAGGUUUCGGGGCAAAGAUACUUCCACGGGGGCAAAGUGUCGGUCCGGCACCGCAGUUGAGCGCAAGGUUAAAUGUGUGCUUGUUGGUGACGGGGCGGUUGGAAAGACCAGCCUUAUUGUCAGCUACACAACAAACGGAUAUCCAACUGAAUAUGUUCCAACUGCCUUUGACAACUUUUCAGCGGUGGUGGCGGUUGAUGGCAGGCCGGUGAAGCUCCAGCUGUGCGACACAGCGGGCCAGGAUGAGUUUGACAAGCUGCGUCCCCUCUGCUACACGAACGCCGACGUCUUCCUGCUCUGCUUCAGCGUGGUCGCGCCCUCCUCCUUCCAGAAUGUCACGGAGAAAUGGGUCCCCGAGAUCCGACGGCACUGCCCGCGCACGCCCGUCAUCCUGGUGGGCACCCAGUCGGACCUACGUGAGGACGUAAAGGUUCUGAUCGAGCUGGCCAAGUACAAGGAGCGGCCGGUGGUGUUAGAGGAGGCCCGGCAAUGUGCCGAGGACAUCCGCGCCAUCUCGUACAUGGAGUGCUCGGCGCUGACCCAGAAGAACCUGAAAGAGGUGUUCGACGCCGCCAUCUUGGCCAGCAUCCAGCACAGUGAUAGCCAACAGCAGCAGCACAAGUUGAAGAAGCGAACGCCAGACAAGAUGAAGAAGCUGUCCAAAUCCUGGUGGAAAAAGUACUGCUGCCUGGCCUAGCGUUAAGGUUUUUCAGGUCAAACUGUGGAGUGGUUUUCCCCCUUGGUUUAUGUAUGGGGUCAAAGAGGGACCUUUCCUCAAUGUGAGGUAUAAAGGGGGGCGUCGAGGUUACGGGAUCUGGGGGGACAGAAGAUCAGAACAAAUGGAAGAAAGAGUGGAAAAACUCUAGCCUAAGUCGUGACACUAACCGAUCAACGGUCAUUUACUGCACGGCUAUCACUUCAAAGGACCAUGAAAAAGCUGACCAUUAUGACGUUCCUGCAGCUCCACAGGUCUCCAUUUAACCCCUUAGAAGAUGCUUCUCAUCCAAGGGCAGUUUUCCCCCCUUACCCUCUUUCCAUUUUUCCAUUCCGUCCUGGACCGUAACGCAAUGGGACCCGGAGGAGAGCUCAGGAGCUGUCUCCAGUAAUAUGUUAAGGCUGCUCACAGACUUGCCCUCUGGUCCUUUGAUCCUCUGUCUUGUCAGACAGCCUGCAAACUGUGAAAAACAAAACCCAAGGGAUGGUCAAAGAACCUAGAUGUCGUCGUCUUUUCCAACUUGUUUUUUUAAAACUGGUUUCCACCCCCCAGAUGUUAGGUCCCACUGUAUACGUGGGGCAAGUGGGGUAACCUCCCCAUACUUUAACAGUGCCUAAGAAUUGUUUUUAAAACAUAGUGCCAUUAUCAGACAAAGCAAGCAGGAGAUUGGUGGUUGUUGUUUGUUUUUUUAGUUACUCUGUCAACUAAUCAGCUUCACUGAUUAUUGUUGCUGUUUCGUCAUACUCUUGAUGUGCACGCCACUUCCACUUUCCUACAGUGUGGGUUCUUCUGCAACACCCUUAUGGCCCGCUCUUGUUUACGUUUGAAGACGCCACAGCUCAGAAAAAGCUCACGAGGGUCAGGGCUGCACCACUGGGGUGGGAAUUUAGCAGAUCGGCUGAACUUUGCUUCUCCGGUCAUUGGACCAGCUGGGAAGUCGUAAACAAAUGUCAGCCGUCACUCCCCCCACCUCCUAACCACCACACACACACACGCACGUGCGCUGUGAUCACCAUGCAUAGAUAGCAGGGUUUCGCACGUCCAGCUAGCGCCAUAGUGGGAAACGCAGGUUUUGAUUUAUGAGUGGUGAGAUAUGUGGUGUGUAUCUGAGAUGAGACAAGGGACAGGGAAAAAAAGGGUUUUCUUGCCCAAUGGAAAGUAGUUCAGAUGUAGAAGGCCUCCUUUUUUCCCCUUGAAAAUAUUUUUAUAGUUGAGCACUUUUCAAAAGCAUGUGGUGUCUUUGCCUCCAGUGUUUAUGAACUCUUAUCCCUUGUUUUUCCAACUCAGAGCAACAGGAGUCAAAAAGAGAUCAGACCAAAUGCAAUUUAGCGCUUUUAGUGAGAAACAUCUAGGUCAUCACAGUCAUGAUUUCUUUCUUUCCUUUUUGAAGUUCAUUGCAGUUUUAUCAUCGUUAUGAUGAUCAUUUCCUCCUUAUGGAUUUGUCAUUGGUUUAAUACAUGAAUGAACACUUUGGCUUACCUUAUCAAGACAUAUAUCAUGUCAUUCACACUAUAAUUUGGGGGUCAUUGAUACAGUUGAGGCCUGUAUAUAUGUUCAGCUUCCUCUCCUUCCAUCCAGUUCACUCCAGUAGUCAACAGAGGUGUGAAUAAUGUUAUCAGUUUAAAAUGAUUGUCACCUUCAUUGUCGAAUGAGUAGUCCGUAAGACUGUACUGUAGCUAUCGACUCCAUUUUGCUCUCAUGUCAGGGUCUCUUUUUUGUACUUAAAUGUUUGAUCAGCCUUCUGGUGAACUGAAAAUGUGUCGUAAAGAAUGGAAGUGUAGACAGUGAAAGUUCACAGUUUAAUUGUAUGCAGGACAUUAUGAUUACUGACCUUGAACUACGUGAAUACUGGAUCCAAUGCAAGGACUGCUCAAUAUAUAUAAACUAUGGACAUACACAUGUAUGUACCUCCUACAGUUAACAAACUGGUAUCUACCUUUACUUUGUUCAAACCCAUCUGUACCCUGACCCCAGUCAGUCUAUCCCAGAAGUGCCAUUGCUGUGAUUCAACUCUUGCACUUUGCUAUCUCAUCAGGGUGUCAAAGCGGCAGCCCUUUCCUAAUCGAAACAGUAACCCAGAAGGAAUUCAGUCAACAUUGACCUCAUCUGUUAUCAUAUUCAGUCAGCCUUUCCUCUUGUGAAUUUCUGUGGUGAUUUUGUCUGAAGCUGGGGAGCGAUAUCAUGGUAUGUUUGGAUGGAAUGAUGUUUUUUUCAGGAAUUAGGUGUAAUCAGCGAAUCUGUGUGUUGAGCUUUAAGGUUUUCAAGGGAGAGGGCAGAAUGUAGGCUGAAUGUAGGCUUUAUACUACAUGUAUGAGAGAUGGGGGUUCUGUGUACGUGAUAUAAAGUCUGAACUCUGUAAGUGCAAAGAUUAUCAGUGUGUAGCUGGAGGGGAUUUAUAAGAGACAGGUUCUUUGAACCCGAUGGAUUGUUAUUACUGCCACCAGUAUCAGGGGCCUCAGCGACAAAUGGUGUUUGUUAUCCAUGUGUCCUCCAGAUUUCCAUAGACUUUCCUGUGUAAUACUUGGUAAUAUGUGCAUAAAUAAAAUUAAAGGACCUUUGUAAAUGUCCAUCUGGGGAAAGUUUGUGGAUUGGAAAUAACAACUUGUACACAGUGUCAUAUAUCAGAACAGAGAACUGCCUGUAGUGUAUUAACUAUCUUCAAAUAAAGAAAUCUGUUGUA